Messenger RNA from Apus apus (common swift), 1457 nucleotides. RefSeq names its product G-patch domain containing 4 (gene GPATCH4). The coding region runs from base 53 to 1111 and encodes 352 amino acids. Gene Ontology annotation, molecular function: nucleic acid binding. The transcript has 7 exons. The record is from RefSeq and is a predicted model, not a curated record. Gene Ontology annotation, biological process: regulation of ribosome biogenesis. NCBI's taxonomy places the organism in Eukaryota, Metazoa, Chordata, Aves, Apodiformes, Apodidae. Gene Ontology annotation, cellular component: nucleolus.
AGGCUGCCAGCGCCACGCGCGCCGCUUCCCGGGACCCCCGGGCCCCCCCGCCAUGAGCCCCCCGGGACCCCCCGCCAGGAGCCCCCCGGGACCCCCCACCAGGAGCCCCCCGGAGCCGCCGGGCCCGGGGAUGCGCUUCGCGGAGCGGCAGCUGCGGCGGCACGGCUGGCGGAGCGGGCAGGGGCUGGGGAAGCGGGAGGACGGGAUCGCCGAGGCCAUCCGGGUGAAGGUGAAGUGUGACACGGCGGGGGUGGGACACGACGCAGCGGAGCCCUUCUCCUUCCACUGGUGGGACCACAUCUUCAACAAGGCGGCUGCCAACGUCGCUGUGGAGGCUGGGCAGGAUGGCAUCUCCAUGAAGACAGUUUCUGAGGAGGGGGUCAGGGUCAGCAAUAAGAAGCCCCUCAAGGCCAGCAGCCCUGGCACCAUGUUGUACGGACGCUUCGUGAAGUCAGCCACCCUCACAGCACGUGGGGAGGAGCCCACCAAGCUGCCCAGCGGCUCCGAGAGCAGCGAGGAGGAGGAGCUGGACCUCUCUUCAGCCAGGAGGCUGACAGAUGAGGAGCUGGUCCGAGCGUGUGGCGGCCGCACGGCGCACAAGGGUGCCCGGCAUGGCCUGACCAUGAGUGCCAAGUUGGCACGGCUGGAGGAGCAGGAACGAGCCUUCCUGGCCACGUACAGACACGAGGAGCAGCAGCAUGAGCCCCCAGAGAGCAGCCCCCCAGCAGAGAGGCUGGAAAAGAAGAAGAAAAGGAAACGGUCCAGAGGUGAUCCUGAAGUGCUGCAGAACCAGGAGUCAAGUAGAGAAGAGGAGGAGGUGGGAUGGGAGGAAGGGAAGGUCAUGAAGAGGAAGAAGAGCCGGGAGCCAAGUGAAGAGGAUGUGGCAGGAGAGGAAGGGAUGGCUGCAAAGAAGAAGAAAAAGAAACAGGAGCAGGACAAAGAAGAGCCAGUUGAGACAGAGAAGAAGAAAAAGAAGAAGAAGAAGAAGAAGGAGGAGAACAAAGAAGAGCUAGUUGAGACAGAGGUACCUCUAGAAGACACAGAUGGGCCAGACCAGGUUGGGCACAGCCCCAGAAAAAAGAGGAAAAAGAGGAAGAGGGAACCAGAGUGAGCAAAGGACAAGGCUGCUGUUCCACAGCUGCUGGUCCCUCUGGGUGAGGGUCCCAGUCCUGCUUGUUGGCACUGGUUGGGUGCCCAAGGGUGCUCUGGGCUCUUCCCUAGUGGAGCCCAGUGCUGUGGCCUGGCUGCACUGAGGAUGCUGGGCUGGUCUGGAGCUGGGUUGAGCUUUAUUUCACUCCCUGAGCCUUCCUGCCAUCAGGGGUGACUCCAGUUCCCACCAGUGGGGCAGGGACCCAUUUGCUGUGGGUCUGGCAGAGGGACACGGGGGGACAGACCCCUCAGAGCACUGCAGGAUUUUUUUCAAGGGCACAAAUAAAUCUUUUAUUGCAGUGAAACGA